Halteromyces radiatus is the source of this 1654-nucleotide messenger RNA. RefSeq lists its product as uncharacterized. The record is from RefSeq and is a predicted model, not a curated record. Bases 42 to 1598 code for a protein of 518 amino acids. NCBI's taxonomy places the organism in Eukaryota, Fungi, Mucoromycota, Mucoromycetes, Mucorales, Cunninghamellaceae. Gene Ontology annotation, cellular component: mitochondrion. The transcript is spliced from 7 exons. Gene Ontology annotation, molecular function: catalytic activity; FAD binding.
GGCUGUUAAGGUUAUAGUUUUAUCCGCCUUUUUUUUUUCUCAUGAAAUAUUCUCACCAUUUUUUUUUCUUUUCCUUUCGUACUUUUUCUUACUUAGCUAACAUGUUAUCAAGGAGAUUUUAUUCAACUACUGCGAGGAAACUCAUUACUCCUUUAACUAGUGUUAAGCAUCCAAGCUUACAACGAGGUCCCUAUAAAAAACUUGAUACCAAAGAUCUUGAAUAUUUUAGUCAAAUUCUUUCUCCACAACAAAUAGUUACUGAAACUGAGCCAUAUAAUAUUGAUUUUUUCAAUUUAUACCGAGGCAGUUCAAAAUUAUGUAUAUUUCCUACAACAGUUCAACAAGUAUCAUCUAUUCUCAAAUAUUGUAAUGAUCAACGAUUAGCAGUGGUACCACAAGGAGGCAAUACAGGAGUAAGUGGAGGAGCUAUUCCUGUAUUUGAUGAAAUUAUUAUCAAUACAUCAAAGAUGAACAAGAUUCGAUCAUUUGAUCCAGUGUCAGGUAUCGUGAUAGCUGAUGCAGGUGUGAUAUUGGAAGAAUUGGAUCAAGCAAUUGAACCUCAUGGGUUUACUGUACCAUUAGAUUUGGGAGCCAAAGGAUCUUGUCAAUUAGGUGGAAAUGUAUCGACAAAUGCAGGUGGAUUAAGAUUAAUGAGAUUUGGUAAUUUACAUGGAAAUGUCCUUGGUUUAGAAGUGGUACUUCCUGAUGGAACCAUUAUGGAUGGAUUAUCUAGUUUACGAAAAGAUAAUACAGGAUAUGAUUUAAAACAAUUGUUUAUUGGUGCUGAAGGAACAUUAGGAAUGGUUACUGGAGUAUGUUUACUUACUCCUAAAAGAGCCAAAUCUAUUAAUGUGGCCAUGCUUGCUAUGGAUUCUUUUGAUCAAGUUCAAUCAGCUUUUGUAGCGGCAAAAAGAGAUCUUUGUGAAAUUUUAUCAGCCUUUGAGUUUUGGGAUCAUGAUUCAGUAGAACUUGUACAAAAUACCAUACUUCAAGAUCAAAUAUUUCCAAUGAAAGGCAAGAUUAGUCCAUUUUAUGCAUUGAUAGAGACACAAGGAAGUCGAGAAGAUCAUGAUAUGGAAAAAUUAGAUCAAUAUUUAGGACAAUUGAUGGAAAAAGGAGUGAUUCAAAAUGGAGUAUUAGCACAAGAUACAACACAAAUUAAAAGUUUAUGGCAAUGGAGAGAAAAGAUUCCAGAAGCUAUUACAGUAUCUGGUACAGCCAUGACAUAUGAUGUAUCAAUGAAUAUCCGAUUGUUUCCGCAAAUGAUGCAAGAUGUAAAAACACAUUUUGAAUCAAAAGGAUUAUUGGGAUCACGAUAUACAAAUAUACUUGGAUUUGGUCAUGUUGGUGAUGGAAAUUUACAUAUUAUGGCUAAUAUGCAUGGAUUUGAUCAAAAAGAACAAGAAGAAUUUGAUGAUUAUAUAUUUAAUUGGACAAUUAAACAUAAAGGUUCUUUAUCUGCUGAACAUGGUGUUGGUAUUCAUAAAGUAGAUUAUAUGAUUAAAAGUAAAAAUCCAAUACAAUUACAAUUGAUGCAUAAGAUUAAAUCUACUUUGGAUAAGAAAGGAAUUAUGAAUCCUUAUAAAGUCUUACCAUAAAUAAAUUUUUUACCAUUUUUAUCAAAAUAAAAAGCUAUUCGUUCAAUAUCUUCAAC